UUAGUGAGUGCGCAAGCGCCAUCUCCAACGAACGCCACAUCUCACUUCUUUAGGUAGUGAGCUUCUGGACGACAAACUACAAAGGCGGAUUCCAUUCGAGAAAGGCCCCGGCCGUGCCAGCGUUCAAGAUGGGGCGUCCACAAGCACCAGACGAAGGCCUCCCAGAGGUGGUCCAAAACCGGCCAACCCCAGUGCCAAACCCCCACGGUGACCAUCUCCCAGAAGUCGUGCCGGAUUCAUCACCAGAAGCGGCACAAGGGCAGCGGUACUUUAUGGAAACGGACAAGUACCCAGCGCAAUACGACACCGCACCGAAGCUCUUGCACGAGGAGCCAACGACGCCGGGGACGAGCCCCGGGCAACAGUACCAACAACCAUGGGGACCCGGGUCCGUAGGAGGCGACCAUUCGGUGAGCGCGUUGAGCCCGAAUAGCUCUGUGCCGUGGCAUUCGUUCCCCCCCGGCGCCGACGACCAACAGACAUACGUCGGCAGCGAGCCGGAAACUGAAAAGCGCAUCUGCGGUUUGCGCAAGCGCCUCUUCAUCAUCAUCGCUGUGAUCGUCGGGAUUGUGGUUGUGGUAGCGGCGGUUGGUGGAGGCGUCGGCGGCGCCAUGGCAGCAAGACAGACGGAUGAAGCCGCGCCAGCAGAGACGAGCUCAGCCGCCGAGUCGACAAGCAGCGCGGCUAGCACAACGGCCUCUGGAGAAACCGGGACUUCCACGACCUCGAGCGCGCCCUCCCCGUCAAUCACGAACCUCAAUGACCAGGUAGACCCCAGGAUCUUCGAGAAGUUUGCCUUCCAGGGCUGGGCGAAAAACAAUUACACGGGGAAUGCGACCGAGGUUUUGCUAGAGCCUGGGUUCUACGACCUUGAUAUUAAUGUCGUCAGCUACUACUGGGUCACCAACAAGACCGACUGCUGCGUCACCUUCUGCAAAGACCACGAAGAGACCGGGGGCUUCAAAUGCGACUCCGUAAGGCAGAACGCUACCCAAGACCAGACGGGGUUUUCUCGGGUCUCGCUUUGGUGUGGGAACCGGCUGAACGAAGAGUGGCAGGUGAAAUGCUCUGAGUGACAGCGAGGCGACUUGUUUGAGGAGCGGGCGUACAAACGUGGGCUUAUGGGAAUUUUCCGAAUAUUUUGCGAGUUUUGAAGAGCGCCAUGGAUGAUACCUUGAAUUUGAGUUU
This is a messenger RNA of Chaetomium fimeti, 1188 nucleotides long. RefSeq lists its product as uncharacterized. The record is from RefSeq and is a predicted model, not a curated record. The transcript has 2 exons. NCBI's taxonomy places the organism in Eukaryota, Fungi, Ascomycota, Sordariomycetes, Sordariales, Chaetomiaceae. The coding region runs from base 129 to 1076 and encodes 315 amino acids.